GCCACCACUCGCUCAUGGCGAUAACACACUCAAAAAAACUCUAGACGAUCGUACUAGACACCAUAGCACAGCGUGUUCGUCAUCUCCGACCAAACCAGCGAAGCCACCAGCAGCCGGCGGCAAUGGCAGCCGUGCUCCACCAGACAGCUCUCCAGCCACCUCAAACCACCACGAGACCGCACCUAUGGACGCAUAACCCCAUGGCCAACCUCUCGCCGCCUCACGUGGCGCUCCCCAAGCGCCGACGAGCCCCACUCCGGCGGCUACAUGCAGCCGGCAGCGGCGGCGCCAUCGGCUCCUCCGCCGUCACGGACACCGAGACCGCCACCACCAAACCACCUUCCAAGAAGACGAGCCGCAAGGAGAAGCAGCGGAUGCGGCGUCAGGAGAAGGAGCAGGAGCAGAAGCAGAUGCUGCUGGAAUCCCUGGCCGUCAAGAACGGCGGCGAGGGCGGCGAGGAGGACGACGACGAGCUGCCGCAGCCGGUGUUCGACCGCAUCCUCCGCCGGAUCAUGUUCAUGGUCGGCGUCCCCAUGGCGUCCGGCGUCGGGCUGCUCAACCUGUACGGCGCGCUCGAGCGCGACCAGGGCGUCGCCGUGCCGUUCUGGCUGCCGCUGCUGACCAUCCUCUUCGCCUUCGGCACGUCGGCGCUGGGGAUCGCCUUCGGGACGCUGUCGGCGAGCUGGGACCCGGAGAAGGAAGGGUCGCUGCUCGGGUUGGAAGAGGCCCGGGCCAACUGGCCCGUGCUGUGGAAGGAAGAAAUCGAGAAGGCCAACAAGAAAAAAUGACUGCACAUUGAUGCUAAUUUGCUAGACAGUAUAGUAGACUAGUGGAGCACUGAAAAAUACGUAUGCAUUGCAAAUUCAGUGUGCUAUACUACGUUUCAUAAUGAGGAGAUUGAUUAGUUAUUGAUUA
Molecule: messenger RNA, 915 nt
Organism: Oryza brachyantha (malo sina)
Lineage: Eukaryota; Viridiplantae; Streptophyta; Magnoliopsida; Poales; Poaceae
Product: protein PAM68, chloroplastic
Exons: 1
Coding region: 123-788 (221 amino acids)
Source: RefSeq, a predicted model, not a curated record